UCGAGGCUGCUAAAACGGAAUGAAAUUAUGAAAUGAAACUUGCCUUUCAUGUAGGAAGGCAUUCUUAGACGAGUUGCAAAUUAGUGUGUAUUCAACCAAAUAAAAUCAUGAAUCAAGGGAAAGGCCAAGAUUUUACGACUCUAGAACAACGGGAAAAGAUUAUACAAGAGAUGGAUACUUUGAUGAGUCAGUAUGGUAAGGCUAAAAACAAUCAAUCAAGUGUAGAGAUAGAAGCGCAUAUUCAUCAGAAAGCACGGAGCAAAGAAGAGUACAUGAAGUUGAUUUCAAGGUUCUUGAUUCAUUUGAAAGAGGUAACAGGAGCUCCAAACACACUUGGAAAUAUUGUACAAUCCCAACCAGGCACAAUACCACAAGUUGUAGCUCCUGGAUUAACUCAACAAGUAACAGGACGUGAUGAUCAUAGCCAAUUAAGACUUGGUCAACAAAUCCAAAUCCAGGGACAACCACGUGCACAGAUGCUUCAAGUCUCAAAUCCAGCACAAAUUCAGCAACAGCAGUUGAUACAACAGACAACACCUCAGAUUGUUUCACUGUCAAAUGCUGCUCAGCUAAGUGGCAUACAAAACCUUAUCAGCACCUCACAUCUUGGCACCCAACAAGCAGCAGGUAAUGUAUCAUUUGUCACAGGGGCUCAGGGAAUCCAAGUAAGUCAGCAAGGCUUAUCUUCACAGUUAGGUGGAAAUAUCAGCAUAAAUCAAGCCUCAUAUCAAAAUCAAUUGAAGCAACUGCAAACAAGGAAAGCACAACAAAUGUCCCCAGCACAGCAGCAAAACCGACAACAGCCCCCAAAGGCUCAACAUCUUGUCAGGUCCAAUCAAAGUCCAGCAGUAAACCAGCAGCCACCAUCUAAUUCAUCACAAGGGCAGUAUUCAAUUCCUUCACAAAAGAGCCAUCCAUCUCCUUCUCCAUCUCAAGUACACCAAGUUUAUCAAUCAAGACCAGACCCUUCUCCAGUUUCAAGUAUUGGUGCAGUUGCCCAGUCUCCAUUAUCAACUCAGCCAUCACCAUCACCAUCAGCAGCAGCCACACCAGGAAAUCCACCUUCAUGGGGUGGGCCAGCUCAGAGUCCUCUUGAUGCCUCUGAGGAAUCUGCAUAUGCAGAAAAACUUAAGGAAAUUGCUAAAUAUAUAGAGCCAUUGAGAAGCUUGAUAAACAACAUGCCAAAAGAUGGUGAGCAUGCCCCAAAGAUAAAAAAGCUUAAGCAAAUAGAGCUGAUUUUUACAAACAAGAAGCGUGUGUCUUUAGCUUUUCUCACAAAGUGUGAACAAAUUGUCAAUGCAUUGUUGUCAAGUGAUACAGCUGGAAAUCAAAAGCCAACUAUGCUUCAAACAGUUACUGACCAUUUGGUUCCACUAGCAGGUAAUCCAUCAUUGAUUUCAGCAGCACAUCAAUGCAUUCAACCUGUAUUAAACACUUUGAAUAUGCCUACUGUUCGGCCACCUAAAGCUCCAAGAAAGCGAAGACGUUCCAGCUCUGAUGAUGAGGACUGUUCUCUUCUUCCAGAUGCACUACAGAUGGAAAUUGCACACCUCUGGGGUAGAUUCUCUUUUGACUUGGAUAUGACUUCAAAAUUAGACAAAUCUUUCUUCACCAUAUCUUGCAAACCUAAAGCACCAAAAAUGUCAGGUUUGCCACCACUUUUGAUUAAGGUACCAGCAUGUUAUCCAAAACGAACCCCAGACUAUACCUUAUCAUACCCAGACAACGAUGAAAACAUGCUGCUGAACUGUGUCAAGAAAAACUUUCUCUCAAGAUUGUUAGAAUCAAGCAAAGGACAGUUCCAUUCUGUGACAUAUAUUCUUGAAUCUUGGGAGCAGAGCCUCAAAGAAACAUUGUACAAUUAAGUAAUGUUGCAAUUAGUUUUAUCAAAAAAAAUUUAAUAGUGUUAUGUUCUUUAAACAAUUUUACACCUGAGGGCCAAACUGUUGACAAAGCCUCAGAAAACAUGCUUGCUACUUUUUCCUCUGUAUGGUCAAUGGUAAGAUCCUUCUGAAAUAGAUGGCUUUCAAAAUCAUCCUCUGCUAAUCAUUGAUGCAAGUAACAGGGAAGGGGAAUGGCCUCUCCAUCACUGUAGAGCUAGUGAAAUAUUUUGUUGUAAGCAAUUUAGGUUUUUUCUCCCUUGUUGUUAAGAAAAGGGGCUUGACCCAUCAAUUAGAAGCCCUAUAAACAAGAUCAUUAUUUCAGGUACAGCUUAUAAUUUGAGAAAAGCCUUUACCUGCAAUUUUCUGAAACAAUAAAUAAAUCUAUAUUCCUGUACCAUAGGUAGCUUAAAACUGCUAGAUCUUCAAGUUUUAAUUGCCUAAGAUAAAUGUCAUGUAUUUUUGAAGGUAAUUACUUUGUUUAUUAAGUCACAAAUUUCAUAAUAGUCUUGUUGGUGCAUGUUACAAUAUAGUUGAAUUUGUACAUAUUCACUGCAAACAUAAUAUGGAUUGUUUGUUUAAGAACAGACAUAACUGUUGAUGUUGCAAGGAACAUGAAAAUUCCUUAAUAUGUAAUUUUCUACUCUCUCUAUAUGAUGCCCUCUCCUAUAAAUGCCCCAUAUCAAUCUAAAAAUUUCGUAAAUACCUAAGGGUGUUUAUCAGAGAAAGUUUAGUGGACAGAUUCAAAAUGCAUGUCCAUUUGUGGAUCUUUUGAACAAAGAAUCGAAUUAACAUUAAAGCAAGUUUUGGAAUUUUUUGCCAAAGAGGGCUAUAGAUGAUCUACACUUAUAGAUAAAGUAUUAACCCUGGUUCCGUUUUCAGGUCCCCUGAUAGGGGGGCGUGAGUGGGAAAAAAAUUCGUUUUGGAAACAUGAGAACAAGUUUUUUGCCUUCUGGGGCUGCUUAGUUAGCAAUUUUUUCAAACUUUUGUGCAAGGAAAAGAUGACUCCAGUGGUGACGCCAAGUGGGGUAUGGGGGGUAAUUACUUUUGUUAAAACAUGGUCUAUGCAUUUCUUCUAAAAAGGAUUAAAAAGCGCUAGGUAGGAGUAAAUCAUAUUUACUAAAGAAAUUAACCUGGUAUAAAGCAGUGAAACGAGGCAAAAGGGACGUGGUUUAACUGGCCACGCCCAUUACCCUCCCACUCUACAGUAGCUGGCGCCGCCACUGGAUGGCUCAAUUUGUUGGCAGAUGAAACCUGGAAUCCACCCUUGAGCAAAGUAACUAACAACAUCCAUGUCAGUACUUCCACAGUGUUCUGCCCAAAAAAGCAUGAAAAUCUGGAAGUGAAUAGCAUAAAGAUAGACUUUGUGUACCUCUAUUACGGCCUCGUGAC
Molecule: messenger RNA, 3272 nt
Organism: Rhopilema esculentum
Lineage: Eukaryota; Metazoa; Cnidaria; Scyphozoa; Rhizostomeae; Rhizostomatidae
Biological process (GO): regulation of DNA-templated transcription
Molecular function (GO): transcription coregulator activity
Source: RefSeq, a predicted model, not a curated record